AUGAAUACUUUCUUUCACAGGAGAUAUUUUACAGAAACCCAGUGUUUAAAAAGACUGAAAGUGCAUAGCGGCAUGGGCCCAGAUUACAGAGUGCUCAUGCACAGAGCUCGAAAACUAGCUGAGCAAUACUAUCUCAUUUACCAAGAACCCAUUCCCACAGCUCAGCUGGUACAGAAAGUAGCUUCAGUGAUGCAAGAAUACACUCAGUCAGGUGGUGUUCGUCCAUUUGGAGUUUCCCUACUAAUUUGUGGUUGGAAUGAGGGGCGACCAGAUUUAUUUCAGUCAGAUCCAUCUGGAGCUUACUUUGCCUGGAAAGCUACAGCAAUGGGAAAGAACUAUGUGAAUGGGAAGACUUUCCUCGAGAAAAGAUACAAUGAAGACCUGGAACUUGAAGAUGCCAUUCAGACAGCCAUAUUAACCCUAACAGGAAGCUUUGAAGGGCAAAUGACAGAAGACAACAUAGAGGUUGGAAUCUGCAAUGAAGCUGGAUUCAGGAGGCUCACUCCGACUGAAGUUAAGGAUUACUUGGUGGCCAUAGCAUAAUAACUAAGUGACUGAAAAAUCCGGAAUUUCAGAUAAUCCCUCUACUUAAACAUGUUUAAAGUAUGUUUUGUUUUGCAGACUUUUUGCAUACUUAUUUCUACAUGGUUUAAUGGA
Neomonachus schauinslandi (Hawaiian monk seal) is the source of this 657-nucleotide messenger RNA. RefSeq names its product proteasome subunit alpha type-2-like. Gene Ontology annotation, cellular component: proteasome core complex; proteasome core complex, alpha-subunit complex. The coding region runs from base 1 to 543 and encodes 180 amino acids. NCBI's taxonomy places the organism in Eukaryota, Metazoa, Chordata, Mammalia, Carnivora, Phocidae. The record is from RefSeq and is a predicted model, not a curated record. The transcript has a single exon.